Molecule: messenger RNA, 723 nt
Organism: Aureobasidium namibiae CBS 147.97
Lineage: Eukaryota; Fungi; Ascomycota; Dothideomycetes; Dothideales; Saccotheciaceae
Exons: 1
Coding region: 1-723 (240 amino acids)
Biological process (GO): regulation of transcription by RNA polymerase II
Cellular component (GO): chromosome
Molecular function (GO): chromatin insulator sequence binding
Source: RefSeq, a predicted model, not a curated record
AUGCGUUUCAGAACCGCGCGAGCCGCCAAUGACCACAUGAGAGCCAAGAACCACUGGUCUUAUCCCUACGACUGCGAGACUUGCAACCUUGCCUUUCGCUCCGAGGAGGCUCGUGAUGACCACCAGGACGAUGAGGGACACUACAAGCACCUCCACUGCUCCGAUUGCGACCGCUACUUCCAGAACGCCAACAACCUGGCUCAGCACAUGAGAAGCCGUGUCCACCAGGGCACCUCCAUCUCUUGUCCAUUCUGCCAGGCCGCCUUCGUCACUGCUAGCGGCGUCUCUCACCAUCUUGAGUCCUCGUCCUGCCCCAAGGCCAAGAACCUCUCCAGCAGCGUCAUCCACCGCAUUCUCAGCCAGCGUGAUCCCAACGGCGUCAUCACUGAACGCUUGCUCGAAUGGCACGACGCCAAUACCAUCAACUCGACCUGGAACCCUAAUCACGCUUACAACGGUUUCGGUUAUGAGUGCUACAUCUGCCACCGCGAGUUCAUCACUCCCAGAGCCCUUGAGCAGCACAUCCGCAGCCCUACCCACCAGGCCCCUCUUUACCACUGUCCCAACAAGAGCGGCAAGUGUGGUGGUAAGCGCUUCCCCACGCUCGCUGCCUUGUUCAACCACUUGGAGAGUGAGAGCUGUGGAUACGCCAAGUUCGCUACUGUUCAGAAGAAUGUCCGUGGUUUCUUCACUGGAGGCGGUCAGAAGCUGGUCUCUUUCUAG